UGGAUCUAUUCCUUUUCCGAGAUGCAGAGAGUAUAUAUACCGCCAUCAAAAUAAACCAAGGGCAAAAUAUUCAUAAAAAAAAAUUCGUUAGAGACGAAGAGAAAACCCUAUAAUAAAAUCGAUCUGUGAAGGAGAGAGAAGAGACUGAAAUGAAUCUCUAGAGAGAGAGAGAAAAGCCCAAAAAUCGAUCUCUUUUCCAAUCUUUUCAACCCACCAUAGCCCAACCCUUCCCACAUAAAUACCGCCUGUUCAAAACCGCUUCCAUUACAGAAACCAAAAACCCAAAAUCAAACCCUUUUCCGACCAAUACCACCAAAUCCAAAACCACAAAACUCACAGAAAACGAUUUCUCGUCUUCCUCGGAUUCAUCAGAUGCCCCAGCAGAGGUUUUCUGAACUCUGAUUCAUCUCCAAAAAGCGGUUUUUCUCAUGAUAACAGGCGGUUUUCGGAGGCCACACUGCGUAGUCGGCCAAACAGGUUCUCUGUUUCUCCGGCGGAGGCCCCUAAAGGCGGUUUUCGGAAACAGCUUGUUUGGAAAGGGCAGUUUUUAGAGGUAGGGGCGUGUAUGGUUUGCGUGGUGUAUGUAAUAUAAUGGCUUUGUUGGCCCUACUCUUUUAAACGGUGGAGAUUUGAUUCGUUGGUGAGUGGACGCCUUGGAUUCGAGGUGGAGAGAUGGUGAGGUGGGGCACCUGGGAAGAGUUGGUGCUUGGGGGGGCGGUUCUUAGGCAUGGGACCCGAGCCUGGGAGGCCGUAGCUUCAGAGCUCCGAAGCAGAACCACUUUCCCUUACAUUUUUACCCCUAAGGAAUGUCAGGAGAAGUACGAGGAUUUACGGGAGCGGUACUGUGAGUCAGAUGCCUGGUUCGAAGAACUUCGAAAGCUUAGAGUUGCAGAACUGAAGCGUGAGCUCGAGCGAUCCGACGACUCCAUCGGAUCUCUGCAAUCGAGGCUCGAGAGCCUCAAGUCAGAGAGAGAAAGUGGCAACUUGGAAUACGAAUCGCACCUGCCGGAAACCUCCCAACCAGCCAGCAACCUCGCUGGGAAACCAGAAAACGGCUCAUCGGCUGGAAGUUCCACCCAAUGCCAACAAGGCAGGUUAUGGUUGCCAGAAAACCAGAUUCCGGAGUCUCAUUCGAGGGAAAAGCAAAUAGAAGACCGGCCAGAAAACUCAGACUCGGGGAAACGAGCGGUUACGAUCAGAAAGAAGAGAGGGAGGAGAGGGAAAGCGAGGCGAGAGAAUAGUUUGGGGGAGAGCGACGUUCAAAGCUAUGCUAACGCCGUUAGUAGGGACGGGGAAUUGACGGGCGCCUGUGGCAGGGAUAACGGCGAGGUGGACGGAGAGAGGGAGGCGGACUCUCGGUGGUUGUCAGAGUUUCUGACUGCCUUCAUGGAGAGGAAGGAGGGUUCUGUUUUCCGGCGACGGUUGGAAAUCCAGAAGAAAGCGAGGUACAAGAAGAUGAUCAGGCGUCACAUAGACUUCGAGGUGAUGAAAUCGAGACUUGAGGCGAAUCUAUACACCACACGUUUCGAGCUCCUCAGAGACCUCCUCCUCCUAUUCAACAAUGCCCUCUUGUUCUUCCCUAAAACCUCACAAGCACACAAAUCAGCUCUUUCUCUACGAGCAUUCACAACCAAAAUGUUGCAAGAACACCGACGGAGCGGCACCAAAACAUCAAAUUCCAACGAGCUGGACCCUACCCCAAUGGCUAUCACCAAUCCCUCGAAUCCUCGUAGUGGCGGACCAAUUGGGCACCAUCCUGCGGGAAAGGUGGCUAGAAAAGUGACGGCGAAGAUUCCGGUGUUAGAAAUGAAAAGAGAGAGUAAGAAUCCGACUGUUAGUCCGGCGAGUAGGGGUAUUGGGAGGCCAGCAAAGAGGGGUAGAGAUGGAGGGAAGAAGCCUAGUCAUAUGGUGAGCAGGGGAGGGAAGAGAGGGAGGAGGGUUUGAAUUUUUCAGGCAUGUUUUGAAUUUUGGUGAGGGUUUCUUUGAGGAGCUGUGCAGUUUUGGUGGUGGGGAGAGGGGAAGUGUAAAGUCCGGAAUCGUGUGUACUUCAUUAUGUACUGUGAGGAUAUAUGGUCUUUUUUUUCUUCUUCUUUUUUUCUUUUUUCUUUCCUUUUUUUUG
Amborella trichopoda is the source of this 2119-nucleotide messenger RNA. RefSeq names its product bromodomain 4 (gene BRD4). The record is from RefSeq and is a predicted model, not a curated record. Gene Ontology annotation, molecular function: protein binding. NCBI's taxonomy places the organism in Eukaryota, Viridiplantae, Streptophyta, Magnoliopsida, Amborellales, Amborellaceae.